AUAAACGCAUUAUGAUCAACGCGAAGAGCACGGCGAAUGGCGUGGCCGUCAUCGCAGCCCUGCUCUCGGUCCUCGCCGAUGGCAGUCCGAUCGGGAAAAGUGACGAGGGCUGCUCGAUCCUGAUCAACGGCGGCCUCGCCGAGCCCCAGCCGCUGAUUCUAAGGCCCGGUUUCGAGGGCGGUUACGUCAUCCCCGAGAAGACGGGUUCCGGAAGCGUGACCCUCGCGGUGGGCGAGUCCCUGCGGCUGGUCUGCCUGGGAAACAGCUUCGACCUAGAGACCAGCGAGCCGGUGGACGACGCGAACGUGACCUGCGUCGGGGGUACGACCUUCACCUUCGAGGGCCUCGGGAUAACGGAGGAGUUCGAGAACAUCGGUUGUCUGAGCUACCCGACGCACACCGCGAGGCGGACGGGGGUCGCCUGCCCCAACGGCGAGGUCUGCGAGAUCGGGUUCGACCUCGGAGACGGCGACUUUCAGCGGUUGAUCACCCUCUGCCACGACGACGUCGACCAGAACACGAUCCUCGCCCACGCGAAGGUCCCGGCGGUUAUCGACGCCGCCCAGACCUCCUUCCCUCGUCCCGGAUUCGUCAAGGGCGACUUCUACGUCGGCGUAUCAAUGGCCAACAUCUACACCAGGGUUAACCAGCGCGCGACCCUCGCCGGGAUAAUCGGGAGCGAGGAACUCGCCCUUGAGUACCUCCCCGCCUCGGGGACCUACUACUGGGCGAAGGGUCACCUCGUCGCGAAGACGGACCUGAUCUACGGUGCCCACCAGCGCUCGACUUUCUACUACCUGAACACCGUGCCGAUGUGGCAGAACAUCAACGCCGGCAACUGGGGGAUCGUCGAGGCGAACCUUAAGAACCUCGCGACCAACAGGGACGUCGACCUCGACGUGUGGACCGGGUCCACGGGCGUUCUGACGCUCGCCGACGUGAACGGCGACCAGCAGGAGAUCCACCUCUACGUCGACGAGAACAACAACCGGGCCGUACCCGUCCCGAAGCUGCUGUUCAAGGUCGUCUGGGAGGAGAGCUCGGGGCUCGGCGUCGCCUUCGUCACCGUGAACAACCCCUACCUCGAGGAACUCGACGACGAGCACGUCAUAUGUACGGACGUCUGCGACCAGGUAUCCUACCUUACCUGGAACCCUACGCGCAGCGACCGAGGCUUGAGCUACUGCUGCGAGGUCGACGAUUUCCGGAAAGCCUUCCCCGACAUACCCGAGUUCACGACCACCGGGAUCUUGGCUUGAAGUCGAAGUCAUCGUCAUCGUCAUCCUCGGCCGCGACUGAUCCGUUAGCCUUUGACGUCUCUUAGCCAGCCGAUCCCUUUCUUUCGGUCUCUCGGGCUGUUUGGCGAACGGUUUUAGUCGUGAGUCGAGGCGAAUGUGGGGGGAAAUAAAUAAAAUCUUCCAAUUAUUAUUCAAGUCGUAAUUUUGGACUUUCGUUGUUGAUGAAAUGUUGCGCUCCUGUUCCCUACGCGGCUUUCAUCGGCCUAGAGACCCCGUCGUUGUUAUCGAAUGACGUAUCAUGCUAUUUUUUCGAAUCGAGCACUAUGUUUAAACUAAUUGUACCGCAACGGCGAAACCAAGAUACAGUAUAAAGCUGACGAGAGUUAUUAUCUAGUCGCUGAAUGAGCCUUUUCGGUUGACAGGUAUUUUCUUCUCGAUACGCGUAGGCGUAGACGUCCGUAUAUAAUAUAUUGUACGAUACGGUGAAAGGCAAACAAUAUUGUGAACCAAUAUUGAAUUGACAUCGAAGUAGAAAUUCAUUAGAUAGGUAUAAUAAACCUCUGAUAACGGUACCCGUAA
Neodiprion fabricii is the source of this 1817-nucleotide messenger RNA. RefSeq lists its product as uncharacterized. The record is from RefSeq and is a predicted model, not a curated record. Gene Ontology annotation, cellular component: mitochondrial inner membrane; nucleus. The coding region runs from base 12 to 1259 and encodes 415 amino acids. Gene Ontology annotation, molecular function: RNA endonuclease activity; single-stranded DNA endonuclease activity; nucleic acid binding. The transcript is spliced from 2 exons. Gene Ontology annotation, biological process: apoptotic DNA fragmentation. NCBI's taxonomy places the organism in Eukaryota, Metazoa, Arthropoda, Insecta, Hymenoptera, Diprionidae.